Molecule: messenger RNA, 2419 nt
Organism: Closterium sp. NIES-67
Lineage: Eukaryota; Viridiplantae; Streptophyta; Zygnematophyceae; Desmidiales; Closteriaceae
Source: the annotation of a GenBank genome assembly
GUCGCGCACACGCGCCGCUUACGUGUCUUUAGGGGAGUAACACGCGCUAUCGCGCUUUAGUGACCUCGCAUUGCGCGCCAGCAGCAGCUGCUGCGAGCAACGUCAUAAGGUGUCUCAUUUGACGUCAAGUCGAAGAUGCCAGGUUUUAGACAUUAGGUGUUUAGACGUCAGGUCGUAAUUACCCUCCUGACCCAGGUCAUCGCCACGUGGUCAUCGCCACGUGGUUGAUGCGUGAGUGUCGUUUGGUGUGGUCUGGUCGCUUCGCCAUCUCUUUGCCAUCUCUUCGCUACCUUCUCGCCAUCUCUUCGCUAGCUUUCGCCAACUCUUCGCUCACUCGAGGCGAAAAGCCCCUGGUCGAGGGUUCGUCGGCUCAAGAACAGGCCUCUGGUCUAGGGGUUUAAAGCCAUGGCGGACGAGGAGGCGAAUCGACAGGCGCAGAUGGAGGAGAUGGAGGCGCUCGAGGCGAUCUACGGCUCAGAUUGCUUCUCGUACUCGAGCGCCGAGCACUGCUGCAGAGUAUCCAUCCAACACCCUGAUUCAGUCACAUGUAUGGACAGUCACACCCGCUCCUCCCCCCCCCUCACUCUCCUCGUGCAUCUCCCCGCCUCCUACCCCUCCCACUCCGGCCCCGUUGCUGAACUGGCACGCUGUGAUUGGCUGCCGGACGACGCCAGGAGCAAGCUGUGCUGCCAGCUGGAGGGAAUGGCGGGGAGAGGAGGGGGAGGGGGAGGGGGAGACGGAAAGGGAGAAGCAGAUGGGGAGGGGCAUGUGUUUGGAGAAGUGGUGGUAUUUGAAUGGGUGGAAUGGAUUAAGGAGCAAGGGUGGGUGUGGCAGCACGCCCCGCUGCCUGCAGACCAGCAGGAGGGGGGCAAUCAAGGGAGCAGCGAUGGAGGCACGGAGGACACAACGAGGGAGGCAGCAGGGGCAGAAGUAGUGAAGAAUGAAAGGAGCAGAGGGAGAGGGGAGGAGGCAGGGGUGGAUGGGGAGGUGGAAGCAGAGCAGUUGGAAAAGGCACUUGGUAUUGUGCAUGGCGUGCCGUUCACUGAGAAGAGAAGUACCUUCCAGGCGCACUUGGCUCCUGUGAAAUCGCCUGCUGACGUGGCAGCAGUGAUGGAUGUGCUUCUGGCCAAUCGCAAGAUAGCAGGCGCCACGCACAACAUCAUGGCCUACAGGAUCGUGACACCUGGCGCAGGCGGCAGCACUGUCAUUCAAGAUAACGACGAUGACGGGGAGACAGCAGCAGGAGGAAGGGUGAUGCAUCUGCUGCAGAUAGUGGGUGCAGAAAACGUGGUGGUGGUGGUUUCGAGGUGGUUUGGAGGAGUGCUGCUGGGUCCUGAUCGGUUUAGACACAUAAACAAUGCAGCGAGGUCACUGCUGGUGGAGUGUGGAUAUGUGGAGCAGCAGCAGAAAGAGCAGCAGCAGCAGAAGCAGCAGCAGAGAGGGAAGACAGCCAAAGGGAGAAGGUGAUUUCAUGGCGAUUAUUGGUGGAUUGUGGGUAAGUGGAGGAGCAGCAGCAGCAGAAGCAGCAACAGAGGCAGCAGGAGAGAAGGUUAAGGCAACCAAAGGGAGGAGUUGAUAAAGGCACAAAGACAGUGCAGCAAGGUCCCUGCUGCUGUAGUGUGGAUGUGUGGAGCAGCAGCAGAACCAGCAGCACAAGCAACAGAAAAUGCAGCAGCAGCAGCCGUAGAAGCAGCAGCAGAAGCAGAGAGGGGAAGUGACCAAAGCAAGAAGGUGAUGUCAUAAUCACAUUCUUAAGCCAGAAGCCAAUUUGGACUCAUAAUCAAUGCAGCAAGGUCACUGCUAAUGGAGGGUGUGUCAAGAGACACGCUGGGGUUGCCCUUGAUCAUCAGGGAAGGGCUACAGGCCAUCUCUCUGCCUAGGGAGUUAUGGGCGCACAUACCCGCUACUUAACAAGCCCUUUUAGCUCAGUGGUUAGUGACUGAGUUCUGACAGGGUGGAGUGGAGUGGAGAUGUGGAGCAGUGCAAGCAAGAACAGCAAGAACAGCAAGAACAGCGGCAGCAGCAGAAGCAGAAGCAGAAGCAGCACCAGCACCAGCAGCUGAAGCAACACCGGAACAAGCACCAGCAACAGCAACAUCGCAAGCAGCGGCCGCAGAACGGGACAAUAGCAUGCGUUUCCAGAGUAGUUUACUGAUGCAUGCCAAAACUACGGUACCGGUAAUACCACCUACUGCUGAACAUUAGCUUGUGAACAGGGCCUACUUUUGGGUUUUUACUACUCUGAUAUUGGGGAGUGGCAUUUUGUUUUACUCUGGAAUUCAGAGUGGUCCCCAACAGUUUCUCUGAUUUGCCAGGGUUUUUUAAUGUUACGAAGCUUUUACUCGGCCAGUGCAGUGGGAAAUUUCACGAAACUCUGUGCUGCCGUAGCGACGUUGAGAAAUACAUGGUUACGGGUGUC